This is a messenger RNA of Prunus armeniaca (apricot), 1512 nucleotides long. The record is from the annotation of a GenBank genome assembly. Lineage: Eukaryota; Viridiplantae; Streptophyta; Magnoliopsida; Rosales; Rosaceae.
AUGAGUAUAAGAUGGCCGAGGCUUCUAACACCUACGCACCUCUCUCAGAUUAUACGAAAGCAGAAAAACCCAUUAACAGCUCUCCAAAUUUUCAGUGAAGCUAAAUGCAAAUACCCCAAUUACCGUCACAACGGUCCAGUUUAUGCCAACAUGAUCAGCAUACUCGGAAACUCAGGCCGAAUCAAUGAGAUGAAGGAAGUAAUUAAUGAGAUGAAAAACGACUCCUGUGAAUGCAAAGAUUCAGUUUUUGUUUCUGUAAUUAAGACCUAUGCAAGAGCUGGGUUGCUGGACGAGGCAAUGUCCCUUUUCAAGAACAUUUCACAGUUCAACUGUGUGAAUUGGACGCAGUCUUUCAAUACCCUUUUGGAGAUUAUGGUGAAAGAGUCCAAGCUUGAAGCAGCUCAUCGUAUUUUCAUGGAGCAUUGUUGUGGAUGGGAAGUGAGCUCGCGGGUUCGGUCCUUGAAUUUGCUUAUGCUUGCUUUGUGCCAAAAGGGUCGUUCAGAUAUUGCACUGCAAGUUUUCCAAGAGAUGGAUUAUCAAAGUUGCAAUCCGGAUAGGGAAAGUUACCGGAUACUAAUGAGAGGGUUGUGCGAAGAUAAGAGGCUGAACGAGGCAACCCAUUUGUUGUAUUCAAUGUUUUGGAGGAUUUCUCAGAAGGGUUGUGGUGAAGAUGUUGUGAUUUACAGAACCUUGUUAGAUGCCUUGUGUGAUAAUGGGCAGGUUGAAGAUGCUGUGGAGAUUCUUGGUAAGAUAUUAAGGAAGGGGCUCAAGGCCCCUAAGCGGUUUCGCCACAAUCUUGAUCUCAGCCAUUAUGGUAAUGGUGAAGACACAGAAGGCAUUAAGCGUUUGAUCAAUGAAGCUCUGGUCAGAGGUGGGAUACCCAGUUUGGCUAGUUACAGUGCUAUGGCAAUCGAUCUCUACAAUGAAAAUAAGAUUGGUGAGGCUGACAAAGUACUGAAAGAAAUGCAAGACAGAGGCUUUAGGCCAACAGCUUUGGUCUUUGAAGCAAAGGCAGCCGCAUUGUGUAGGGAAAGGAAAGUUGUUGAAGCAGUGGAGGUGAUUGAAAAGGAGAUGGUGGAGGCAAACUGUGUUCCAACUGUAAGAGUGUAUAGUGUUGUGGUAAGAGGCCUUUGUAGCGAAGGGCAGUCUGUUUUGGCCAUUUUGUAUCUGAAGAAGAUGGAAAAGCAGGUGGGUUGUGUUGCAGACAAGAAAACCUAUGGCAUUUUGGUCAAUGGGCUUUGUGGGGAGAGUAGAUUUCUUGAAGCAAGCAGAGUAUUGCAGGAGAUGUUGAUCAAGUCACAUUGGCCUUGUGCUGAGACUUACAAUAGAGUUAUUACUGGCCUUUGCUCAGUGGGCAAGCAAUAUGAAGCUGUUAUGUGGUUGGAGGAGAUGACGAGUCGGGCUAUGCUACCGGAAUAUUCUGUAUGGAGCUCAUUGGUGGCAUCUGUGUGUUGUAACAUGGCCAACAUUGCGGUUUGCGCGGACGCCUAUAAGAGGCUAAAGAGUUCUUGA